UUCAGAGCUGGAUCUGGGAAGUUAAGAACAAAGUGAUGCCAACAUGGUAGCCACCGUUGCUUUUGCGGCGGGGUCGCUUGCCAGCAUCUGCCAUAACUAUUAAUUGACUAUGGAUGACUAUACCAAAAUAGAGGACAUUGGAGAAGUCUUCAAGAUGUGCUCAUGCAAGAUUCCAGGUUAUAUCUCAUCUUUGAAUACCUUUCCAUGGAUCUAAAGAAAUACUUAGAUUCUAUCCCUCCUGGUCAAUUAAUGGAUUCUGCACUUGUUAAGAGUUAUUUGUACCAGAUCCUACAAGGGAUUGUGUUUUGUCACUCUAGAAGAGUUCUACGUAGAGGCUUAAAACCUCAGAAUCUAUUGAUUGUUGACAAAGGAACAAUUAAGCUGGCUGAUUUUGGCCUUGCCAGAGCUUUUGGAAUACCUAUUAGAGUUUAUAUACAUGAAGCGGUAACACUUUGGUAUAGAUCUCCAGAAGUGUUGCUGGGGUCAGCUCGCUAUUCGACUCCAGUUGACAUUUGGAGUAUAGGCACCAUAUUUGCAGAAUUAGCAACUACAAAACCACUUUUCCAUGGGGAUUCAGAAAUUGAUCAACUUUUCAGAAUUUUCAGAGCUUUGGGUACCCCCAACAAUGAAGUGUGGCUAGACAUGGAGUCUUUACAGGACUAUAAGAAUACAUUUCUCAAGUGGGAACCAGGACGCCUAUCAUCCCUUGUCAAAAACUUGGAUGAAGAUGGCUUGGAUAUUCUCUCAAAAAUGUUAGUAUAUGAUCCUGCCAAACGCAUUUCUGGCAAAAUGGCACUGAUUCACCCAUAUUUUAGUGAUUUGAACAAUCAGAUUAAGAAGAUACAGCUUUCUGACAAGAGUUUCCACAUGUUGUAUCAAGAACAGAUAGUCAUAUUUUUACUGUCAACUCUAUUUUUGUCUUAUGUGUUUUUGUCUUCUUUGUUGUAAAACUUAAGCUAUACUUC
Messenger RNA from Myotis daubentonii (Daubenton's bat), 965 nucleotides. RefSeq names its product cyclin-dependent kinase 1-like. The record is from RefSeq and is a predicted model, not a curated record. NCBI's taxonomy places the organism in Eukaryota, Metazoa, Chordata, Mammalia, Chiroptera, Vespertilionidae. Bases 163 to 948 code for a protein of 261 amino acids. The transcript has a single exon.